AGAAUACACAAGAGGCGGGAGGGAAAGAGGCGGAGGGAGAUAGAAAAGUGUGUGAUUAAUACAAGAAAGAAAAGUCAAAGAACACCUGAACGAGGAGUGGUGGAGCCUGAAAAACAAGAUCCCAUUAAGCAGUUUCAACAUGGCGAUCUGAUCGUCUGUACAGGAAAAAGGGACAUAAUUUGCUGCUGUCACUGAGAGACUGCUCCCUGGGACUUGGCAUUUAAGAAAGCACCAUGGUGAGAAGGGAAGACCUGUCCCUGAGUGGAAGGAAAGUGUCUCCCUGAGUGUUGAGAGGUGUGAGACUCCGCACGUCUGCUCUGUGUGAGGAGUUGUCAUGGCAACGACUCCUCAGUUAAUGAACACAACCGUAUCUCCAACAAAUACAACGGCAAAGUCACAAGAACAAAUUCUUUAUCAGAGUGCUGGUGCAAUAGUUGCUGCCAUUGUUGUUGGUGUAAUUAUUAUCUUCUCACUGGUUCUGGUUACCCUAAAGAUGUAUAACAGACGCACAAGGACAGACAGGGAGCUCAAGGUGAAAAGCACCAAAACUGCAACAACCAAUCAAAGCACACGACAUAGCAACAGCAUCACAAGUCAGCCCACAUCAUUGAUAUCAAUUCCAACUGACAUACAGUUGGAGAAUCGGUGACAAUAGAUGUGUUUUCACCAUCAAUCAAAAUGGUUUUAUGGUUCACAACUGAAGUUAGUUCAGGACUCUGACUUGUGAAUACCAGCGGUUUAAAGCUCACGAUGUGAGAAAAUGUCCGUUUCAAUUACUUAAUGACUGUACAAUCAUUCAUUCAAAAUUGUGUCCGAGGUAUUCGGCAGAUACCUGUGUGCCAUUUUAUGUUGAUGAGGAAGCAGCCUUGGUGUUGGAAUCCAGCAAUAUCUGAAAUUCACUGCCCAGCACAACUUGCACAUUUUUCCUGGAGAAAUUCUCAUUGCACAGAAAUAAAGCUCCGGUCUCUACAUGGAUUGGCUUCUUAUUCCAGUUUGGAAACAGAUAAACAUCAUGAUUAUGUUAGAAAUGAGGAUAUUAUAUACAGCUGACAAAUCUGUAAGCGAGCUGAUGAUUUCAUACACAGUCUGCCCAUUAUACCAAGAGUCAUAUAGCCAAGACUUUUAGCAUUGCUUGAUUGCAAUAGUUAUUUCACUGUACCUUCAUAUCAUUGGUUUCAAGCUGUACAUUUAUAUUGUUCAAGAAAUUUAAGUUUGAUAACCGUACCUGCAUCUGUCUAUAAAGAUGUUUUCACA
Messenger RNA from Xenopus laevis (African clawed frog), 1254 nucleotides. RefSeq names its product non-compact myelin associated protein L homeolog (gene ncmap.L). NCBI's taxonomy places the organism in Eukaryota, Metazoa, Chordata, Amphibia, Anura, Pipidae. Gene Ontology annotation, cellular component: plasma membrane; paranode region of axon; Schmidt-Lanterman incisure. Gene Ontology annotation, biological process: regulation of myelination. The coding region runs from base 335 to 649 and encodes 104 amino acids. Gene Ontology annotation, molecular function: structural constituent of myelin sheath. The transcript is spliced from 4 exons. The record is from RefSeq and is a predicted model, not a curated record.